This is a messenger RNA of Mucor velutinosus, 3387 nucleotides long. Its product is annotated as Abhydrolase_2 domain-containing protein. The record is from RefSeq and is a predicted model, not a curated record. NCBI's taxonomy places the organism in Eukaryota, Fungi, Mucoromycota, Mucoromycetes, Mucorales, Mucoraceae. Gene Ontology annotation, biological process: mannose metabolic process; oligosaccharide catabolic process. Gene Ontology annotation, molecular function: carbohydrate binding; alpha-mannosidase activity. Bases 1 to 3387 code for a protein of 1128 amino acids. Gene Ontology annotation, cellular component: fungal-type vacuole membrane. The transcript is spliced from 8 exons.
AUGGAUUUGUUGAGUCAGUUUCAAUUUAGUUCAGACGAUGGAGCAUCACCAACGACAACGGGCCAUGUGAGGCCGUCCUUUAUAGCGUCUCCACAGUACUUCCAGCAACCACAGCAGCAACAGCAACAACCACACGUACUAGACCAUCCCAAGCUCAUUCGAAGCAUAACCAUUGAUAGAUGCUCCAACUUUACCAGUGGGGGUGCAAAUGGCAACGAUGUCAAUCUGCUUUCUCAGCUGUACAAGGCUCGCACAAACUCAGAGGAGUACAUUUCAUUGCUGGUCUAUAGCGUGCCUGAUCUCAAGCGAAUCCCAUUUCAGCAAGCCGUUCAACAAGAGUUCAGGCCAACACGACUUGGAGAAUGGUUUGGUCCUUCAUGGUCUACACACUGGUUUCACGUUCAAUUGAGGAUCCCAAACGAGUUUGUUGGAGAAGAAGUGCAAUUUAUAUGGAAUGCGGAUAACGAAGCUAUGAUCUGGAGUAUGGAAGGAGCGCCGUUGCAGGGUUUGACAGGAGGAGCUGGCAGUGAUGCUCGCCAUGAAUACAUAUUGACAACCAAUGCAGAGGGAGGAGAGAUCAUUCAGUUCUAUAUUGAAAUGGCCUGUAAUGGCAUGUUUGGCGCAGGAAAUGGGCUUAUUGGCGCACCUGAUCCCAACCGAUUCUUCAACCUAAAUCAAGUGGACUUGGCGGUACCCAACAAGAUUGCCUGGGAUCUGCUGUAUGAUUUUCAGAUUAUAUUGGGUAUGGCAAAGGAUUUACCAGAAGAUUCUCUCCGUGGAUCACAAGCACUUUUCACAGCCAAUCGCAUCAUCAAUGCAUUCAGCCCUGGCGAUGACAGCUCCAUCGUGCAAGGAUUAGAGAUUGCCAACGAAUUCUUACAGUCAAAGAAUGGAGACGCACAGCAUGAAAUUUAUGCGAUUGGACAUUGCCAUAUUGAUACAGCGUGGCUUUGGCCAUUUGACGAAACGAUACGAAAGGCGGCUCGCAGUUGGUCAUCUCAGAUCAACCUGAUGGACAGAUAUCCCGAGUACAAGUUCAUUUGUUCACAAGCACAGCAAUUUCAAUGGGUCAAAGAUCGCUAUUUGCCAUUAUGGGAAAGGAUCAUGGAAAAAGUGACGGUAGGACAAUUCCUGCCUACAGGUGGUACGUGGGUCGAGAUGGAUACCAACAUGCCCUCAGGUGAAUCGCUGUGCAGGCAGUUCUUGCUGGGGCAACGCUUUUUUGAGCAGAACUUUGGCAAACGAUGCAAGGUCUUUUGGCUGCCUGAUUCGUUUGGCUAUUCGUCUCAGUUACCGCAAUUGAUGUACUUGGCUGACAUGAAGUACUUUUUCACACAAAAACUCUCCUGGAACAACGUCAACAAGUUUCCACUAACAACGUUUUGGUGGAUUGGCUUGGAUGGCACAAAAUCGCUGACACACAUGGCACCCUCAGAGACCUACAAUGCUCAGUGCACGCCAGAGGAACUAGUGAGAAGCGUCAAGAACCAUCGAGACAAAGUGUACUCCAAUACAAGUCUGCUGGUGUACGGCAACGGUGAUGGAGGAGGAGGACCCCUGGCAAGCAUGAUUGAGCGAUUACGCAGAAUGAAAAAUGUGGAUGGACUACCCAAAACAGAGAUGGCCUUGCCGACUGAUUUCUACCAGAAGAUUGAACAAACGACUACAGCACUGCCUUCAUGGAAGGGUGAAUUGUAUUUUGAAUUGCAUAGAGGCAUUUAUACCACUCAAUCUUUCUGCAAGAAACUCAAUCGAACCUGCGAGUUCCUACUUCGUGAUAUCGAGAUGCUGGCCACAUUUGCCAUGAUCAAGUUUCCCGAAUUCCAAUACCCCAAAAAUGAAUUUGACGAGUUUUGGAAACUAAUCUGCCUACCUCAAUUUCACGAUGUGAUGUCUGGCUCUGCCAUUGAAAUGGUCUAUGAAGAUUGUCUGCAAAUGUACACCAAAGUAGAUGUCUUGGGCAGACAGAUGCGGUCUGAUCUACUGACCACGCUAUUCCGCAGUGAAAAGGAAGGUCCAUUGACCGGAGAAAAGGCAUUGGCUGUGAUCAACACAUUACCAUGGGAGAGACAUGCGAUAUUAGAAGUGCCGCUGGAGGACGAUAUCAACUUGAAACAAUACUCAGCAUUCGGGCGCACGGGUUAUGUGAUCGCUCAUGUAGCCGCAAGCAGUGCGACAGGCAUUGAAUUCGAUGAUGCCAUGUUGGAAGUAGAACCAGUCAAGGUACACACGGAUCGCAUGAACAAUGUGGUAAUGGAAAACCAGUACAUUACAGUUACCUUUGACAAGUCUGGCCAUUUGAUUCAGAUGUUUGACAAGGCCGUUGAACGAGAGCUGAUCAAACCACAGGAAAGAGGUAAUGUCUUUCGCAUGUACGAGGAUAUUCCGCUGUUUUGGGACGCUUGGGAUGUUGAAAUCUAUCACUUGGAAAAGUUCAAAACCAUCAAAGAGGGGUCUGUACAGAUAUUGGAACAAGGUCCAUUAAGAGCGUCGCUGCUGAUUGAAAAGAAGCUGUCCAAGACAAGUCGACUACGACAAAUUGUGGUCCUGUCUGCCGUUUCACGUCGCCUAGAUUUCGAAACAGAGGUGGAUUGGAACGAGAACAGACAGUUUCUCAAGGUGGAAUUUGCAUGGGAUAUCUUGGCGGACAAUGUGAGUUACGAGUGUCAGUAUGGACAUGUGCAAAGACCUACGCAUUACAACACGAGCUGGGAAAGUGCCAAAUUUGAAGUGGUGGCUCAAAAGUUUGCGGACAUGUCUGAAUUUGGCUAUGGCGUGGCACUGUUGAAUGACUGCAAAUAUGGCUAUUCAGCACAUCGAAACGUGUUGAGAUUGUCCUUGUUGCGAUCACCAAAAGCACCCGAUUCCAAUUGCGAUGUGGGGCACCAUUCAUUCAAAUACGCCAUCUAUCCGCAUGAGCAACACUUUUUGCAGUCUGAUGUCGUCCGAGAAGGCUAUAAUUUCAACUCGCCUUUACUAGCAAGACUGAUACCAAAAAGCAAGAUUAACGAAAUCAGCCACUCGUUUCCUCAAUUCAAGAUAGACAAUGCUCCAAAUGUAGUGCUGGAUACUAUUAAAAAGGCAGAGGACUCGAAUGAUGUGAUUGUAAGAAUCUUUGAGGCGUAUGGCGGCCAUGCAAGAGCAAGGUUAAUAAGUUCACAAGUCAUUACAAAAGCCAUUAAAUGCAACAUUCUCGAGGACGAUUUAGAAGAGGUACCCAUCAACAGCUCCUCCAAGCUGGACCGAACAUUCAGUACAAAUUUACGCGUGUUGGAUGAAGAUGUACUAGAACUACAGCAACAAGAGCAUGAAAGACAACUACACAGAGGUUUAUUGAUUAAGAUCAAGCCUUUUGAAGUGAUUACAUUAAAGUUGGCCUUGCAAUAA